Eupeodes corollae is the source of this 2777-nucleotide messenger RNA. Its product is annotated as DEAD-box ATP-dependent RNA helicase CshA-like. NCBI's taxonomy places the organism in Eukaryota, Metazoa, Arthropoda, Insecta, Diptera, Syrphidae. The record is from RefSeq and is a predicted model, not a curated record. Gene Ontology annotation, biological process: spliceosomal snRNP assembly. The transcript is spliced from 3 exons. The coding region runs from base 182 to 2671 and encodes 829 amino acids. Gene Ontology annotation, cellular component: SMN complex. Gene Ontology annotation, molecular function: ATP binding; RNA binding; RNA helicase activity.
AAGCAUAAACAUUAGUCGCAUUUUACUUUUCAAAGAAAUUUGCAUUUUCUGUUUUCUCCUUCUAUUUCUCUGAGUUAACAAACAUUGCAGGAAAAGAAAAUCUCACUCGAAUAAUUUAAGAAACCCAAAAUCACAAUCCGACUUUGUGCAAACCAAAUAGAACUUAGAAACCAACACCCAGAUGGAAUCUGUGGCACAUAACAUUGACGCCAAGGAGCGUACAGACGAUGUUCGUCUGAAAAACGUUUCGCCAUUUAGCAAAAUGCUAUUAGCCGAUCCCAUUCGCAAAGGCCUAGAAGCUGCUGGAUUCGUUUAUCCAACUGUUAUUCAAGCAGCAGCCAUACCAAUUGGAAAAUCUGGAAUGGACCUCCUUGUGCAAUCGAAGUCUGGAACCGGCAAAACUCUGAUAUUUUGCACAAUCAUCUUGGACGCAUAUCAGACAGAAAUUCGGGAACCACAAUCAUUGGUAUUGGUUCCAACGCGAGAAAUCGCCGUACAAAUAGAAUAUGUGCUCAACCAAAUUGGAAAGUAUUGUCAUGGUUUCCGUGCCAUAAGUGUAAUCGGUGGCAUGGUAGUGACAGAAGACCGCAAAAAUCUCCAAGGAGCCAAGGCAAUAGUCGGCACUCCUGGACGCGUCCUUCACCUCAUCCAAAAUGAAAUCCUAAACACAUCGAAAAUCCGUCUACUUGUCAUUGACGAGGCCGAUAAAAUGUACUCACAGUCUUUCCGACAAGAUCUUGCAGUCAUCCGCCAGUUCCUUCCCUCCAGAAAACAAACUGUCGCCUGCAGUGCAACAUUCUGUAAUGAUCUGGACAAGGAACUGGCAAAAAUGAUGAAGAAUCCUCUGCUCGUCUCCACCGAAAACCGAGCCACCCUUCUAGUCGGUAUAAAACAGUUUGUCUAUGAGAUCCCCGAACAAAAGACGAGUAUCCUCGAGAUGAACCGCAAACUGGACGCAUUGAGAAAGAUCUUUGGAAUGAUUCCCUUCAAGCAGUGCUUGCUCUUCACCGGAUCACAAUCUCGUGCCGAAUCCUACAAAAACUGUCUUGAACGAGAGGGUUGGCCCUGUGAGUUGAUCUCGGGCGCUCAAGACCAGAAAACUCGUCUGGAGAUGUUUAAGAAAUUCCGAGAAUUCAAGACACGCAUCAUGGUGUGCACGGAUUUGAUGGCUCGUGGCAUUGAUUCGGAGAACGCGAACCUCGUCAUAAAUUUGGAACUACCCACAGAUGUGGUCACCUAUCUGCAUCGCAUUGGGCGCGCCGGACGCUUUGGUUCCCACGGCAUUGCCAUCAGUUUUGUUGCCUCGGACAAGGAUCGCGAGUUAUUCACAAAUAUUCGGGACAAAAUAGGUACUGGCAUGAACAUUCUACGCUUCCCUGAGUUGGAUAUCGAUCGUGAUUUCUGGGAUUUUACGAACUUCGAUAGAGAUUUCGCUCAAUAUGGUUGUUUUGGUGACCCCGAAGUGCGGUGGGGAGCCGACGAAGGUGGAGACAAAGAGAACGUUGUCGAUAACAAUUUCACCCAUUCCAUAGACACCAAGACAUUCCAGGUUGAGUUGCGAGAGGCAGCUAUGGGCUUGCUCGAGUUAGUUCCUCAAAAACCCGAACACCUACACAAACUUACCCCCGAAUCAAAGCAGAGUUCCUCACAGAAGUUGCCGUCGUCGAAUACAAUUGACGAUGCUAGUAGCAUUGCAGCUGAUAGCGAUAUCCUGCGAAGUAGCCAACAGGAUAUCCAACAAGCUGCUCCAAAGCCCAUCCAGUCGGUGUUGUGUGAAAAGGUCUCCAUCCCAAAUAUCACAGACUUCCUUGUGGAUCGGAGGGAGAAGAAAAAAAUUGAUCCUUUCGAAGAAUACAAAAAGGUUCUGGACAGCAGCCGAACAGAAUCUGUCGAGGAUGUCAUGCGAAGCCCCCAGAAACUGAUGGAUAUUAAGAAUCUGCUUAUAAAUUCAAAGGAACCCGCUCGAAUCAAAAAAGACAUCUAUUCAGACUACGAGAACUUCAACGAGGAGAGUCCCUCGGUAAGCCAAGCCACUUGCGCUGAUGUCGACAUAGACAAGGCCACAUUUAUUCUCUCUGUUGCAACCCCGUCGGCGCUAGACGCAUCCAGCCAAGAUCUCAACACCAGUCAGCAGUGUGACGUCACAGAAGAUCCCGAUCCAGAGGUCAAACACUUCCCAUCUCCGGCGAACAUCAAUCCACCACAAGCAAUACCAAUCGUCCCCAUACCAGCACCGCCUGCAGAUCGAUCUCCGACUCUGAGUGAAAGAUCCAACAGUGUUUACUCCGAUGACACCGAACGCGGCAGCAGCGGCUUCGAUGAGAACAUAAUAUCCGGCGGUACUUCGGGUAUUGUUACCAGUGGGAUGGAUGAUGAGUCGUCGUAUGGCGAUGAGUCAGCCUCGUAUUUUACUGACUAUGACGAUGAUGACGAAAGGUACAACUGGAACUACCAGGACGACAAUGAGUUUAAUAUUGGAUCUCCUUACUACGAAGAGGAGGAGGAGUUGGAGGAAGAAGAAUCAGAAGGAGAUGAUACCGAAAAUUAUGAUGAGGGCGCGACCAGAGAGUACCAGCAGGCUUACCAUCGUUGGGUGAACAUGUACUGGAAUCAGAUGACUCUUGUCAGAGACUAUGUUAAUUUUUCCUCCUUUGUUCGAGGAACUGGAUAGAUAGAGAUGGGGAAAUGAUUUCUCGAAACACGUUAAACAAACAAAAAAGAAAUAAACUAAAGAAAAGUUGAAUUGGAAUAAAUUAUUAUUAUUACUUAAAAUUUUA